Messenger RNA from [Torrubiella] hemipterigena, 1500 nucleotides. The record is from the annotation of a GenBank genome assembly. NCBI's taxonomy places the organism in Eukaryota, Fungi, Ascomycota, Sordariomycetes, Hypocreales, Clavicipitaceae.
AUGUCUAGAUACGAAGACGACCGCACCUACUACUCCCGCGAAAGAGGCCCUCGGGGCAGUGAGCGCGAGCAGUAUUAUGAGGAUGAUCGUGCUUGGAUGAGCGGUGGCCGUGGAGGAGGCCGCGGUCCUUCGCCUGACAGAUCCAGCUACGACCGUGGUUACGACCGCCGACCCCCGCCCCGGGGAUAUGACGAUGACAUCAUUCGCGACCGCCGAUACUACGAGGACGACCGCUACGAGCGCCGCACUGAUCGAUCGGGAAGCGCUGAAUACGAUCGUAGAGUCAUCUUUGAUAGAGAGCGCGACCGGGAGUAUCAGCGAGAGCCGUCUCCCAGGCGCCCUCCUGUUCUCGUCCGACGCCAGUCUUCUCUUGACACCUAUGAUCGCCGUCCUCUCCGUGGGUUCGAGCCACGCGAAGAGUACCCCGUGCCAGUGCGCCGAGAGGAUAUUCGCCGUGAAGAUUUCCGCGCUCCCGCUUACACGCCAAUCCCACUCCCAAGAACAGAGGGUAUGCCGCCACCCAGAAGAGGCGAGCAUGACCGCGAGUACUAUGACGAUGAACGAAUUAUUGACAGAGAGUACUACGCCAACGAUGGCCGCCCAGACAUCAUCCGUGAACGGGAAGUCAUUCACACUCAUGAUGAGCGGGAUCGGAGCCGUGAAUCCCGUGGAGCGCGCACUCAUAAAUCCUCCAAGCAUUCACCUCCGAGCAGCCGUUCAUCUUCGAGCAGCCGAACACGCAGCCAUGCUGGCACAUCUGUCAGGAGUGAAUAUCCCAAGCGCGGCAAGACAAAGAUUCCCAUGCACCUUGUCUCUACCCGAGCCAUUGUCGACCUCGGGUACCCCUUUAUUAUCGAGGGCAAUUCCAUCAUCAUUGGAAAGGCACUCGCACAAGAGCACAUUGACGAGGUUUUACGACUGAGCGACGAGUAUAAGAAGACUGAAGUUCAUAUUACCGACGGCAAGGGCGGUGAAAUUAUCGAGGAGAAGAUUGAACACAAGGAAGAGGUUGUUGUUGCACCCGUACAGGUACCAGUACAGGUACCCGUACCUGUAGUCGCACCUGCGCCUCCUCCACCACCUCCAGUUGUCAUUGCUCCGCCUCCCGUAGCUGAGGGACCGAUCAUCAUCGACGCAAGACCAAGUGACGACCUUGAUAUUGUGGAAGAAACGGUUAUCCGCACGUCUUCUCCUCACCGCCGACACCACCACCACCACCAUGACGAGCUCAUUAUUGACCGUCGCCGCUCUCGCUCACGCUCUCGAUCCGGUCGUGAAAUUCGUGCCGAAAUCAAAGCUCUAGAGAGAGAGCUGGUCCACCGCCCCAGAGUCGUCGAAGACUAUGACAUUGUGCGAUCCGAGAGAAUGGAAGACGGCCAGCUUGUUGUCUACGAAGAGCGCAUCGAACGAGCACACACGCACAAGCCAGCCCGAAUUGAAAAGGACAAGAAAGGCCCUCCUCCAGGACUUCUCAAAGCAAUGUUGACGACUCUCACCUGA